Messenger RNA from Platichthys flesus (European flounder), 570 nucleotides. Its product is annotated as aerobic glycerol-3-phosphate dehydrogenase-like. The coding region runs from base 184 to 459 and encodes 91 amino acids. NCBI's taxonomy places the organism in Eukaryota, Metazoa, Chordata, Actinopteri, Pleuronectiformes, Pleuronectidae. Gene Ontology annotation, molecular function: glycerol-3-phosphate dehydrogenase (quinone) activity. Gene Ontology annotation, biological process: glycerol-3-phosphate metabolic process. The transcript has 4 exons. Gene Ontology annotation, cellular component: mitochondrion; glycerol-3-phosphate dehydrogenase (FAD) complex. The record is from RefSeq and is a predicted model, not a curated record.
CCGGUCAUCAGAGUGGAUGUGACGGCUUUCUUUAGUUUCAUGUCAAGUUUGACGUCAACGUGUUUCUUCUAAACAUUUAUCAAACGUGGAUAAAACCCGCUGCGACGUGGAGAUGAAUUCAAAACUUCGGAGGCCCAAAGGAGCAGCACAGUGAUUUGCUCAUCCAGAUGUACCUGAGGAGCCAUGGAUGUCCUCUCUUUUGGGAACCUCCAGCCGUUUGGGAAGAAAAUAGAGGUUAAAAAUCUGCUAAACGAGGAAGCAGCAACCUGGAUCCUCCACAUGCAGAUCUCAAAACUGCCCCUGUGCCGCGGAGACAAUUUCUCAUCAGGCACCAGCAGCCGCAGCACCGAGCUCAUUCACGGAGGAGUCCGAUAUCUACAGAAAGCCAUCACGAAAUUGGAUUACAAACAGGAGCCUUAUUUUGCCAUCUGUAGGAACAUGCGAAGGUCCUGGAGGUGAGCAGCAGAAGAGACCAAUUAGUGUGAUUGCACGAAUCGCAACUGCCUAGUCAGCAUCUCGACAGUAAAAUGUAGGCUGUGCUGUACGUCUCGGAUGAAAAAGAAGGGCAAA